Phytophthora sojae is the source of this 657-nucleotide messenger RNA. RefSeq lists its product as hypothetical. Bases 1 to 657 code for a protein of 218 amino acids. Lineage: Eukaryota; Oomycota; Peronosporomycetes; Peronosporales; Peronosporaceae. The record is from RefSeq and is a predicted model, not a curated record. The transcript has a single exon.
AUGGAGCUCAAAGCCCGACAAAUCGUUGACGACUACCGGGCGUAUUGGGAGGACUGCCGCGCGUAUAUGCAGUACCCGCCUCGGCUCUUCGUGAUCAUGAGAGGCCUCCCGGGCAGUGGCAAGACAACGUUUGCUCAAGAGGUCGCAUGUUAUGCAGCAAUGGUUGAUUUCCGCGCAUCGAUUUGCUCAGCUGACCACUUCUUCCAGCGCGGAGGAUCCUAUGUGUUCGACGCAAGUCGGCUUUGGGAGGCGCAUCGAAGCUGCUACGAACAAUGCAGAGAACUCCUGUGGCGCAGCCCCGACCGUGGCGUGGAUAUCGUUAUCGUCGACAACUGCAACCUUCGGAUGGAUGAUUUUGAGCGCUAUCAGGAUCUGCACAUUCCCUCGGACAAGCUUGCGGUUGCUGCGUUCGAAUGCCCCCCUGGCAUAGCGGAAGCAACACAGCUCUUCGAACGAGCUAAUCGUGUUGGCCACGCUAUCCCUGGUCGCACUUUCGUGGAGUACUUCUACAUCUGGAGACACAACGCACCGGAGGAGCCGCGCCCCGACAACGAGGUGGACACCGUCGAUGAGCUGCACAUCGAUAACGAGCUGACCACCGUCAAUAUGCCGCGCGCCUACAUCAUCACGCUGGAAGAGUUUAUGCGUGAUCGCUAA